This is a messenger RNA of Didymodactylos carnosus, 1217 nucleotides long. NCBI's taxonomy places the organism in Eukaryota, Metazoa, Rotifera, Eurotatoria, Philodinida, Philodinidae. The record is from the annotation of a GenBank genome assembly.
AUGUGCAAUUUGUCGUGUUUUUUCCAAAUUUUUAUUUCAACAACAAUAGAUAAUAAUUCAUUGCCAGAUAAAAUUGAAGAAUUAUUAACAAUGAUUAUUGAAUGUGAAAAGGAAAAACUGUUUUGUGGUGAACCAAAAGAUGAGAUGACAUCUUUGAAAGUACAUUACAAAAAUAAUCUAUUUCAACGUGGUGAAUUAAAAGCAAUUUUUGAUAUUCGAGAAUUAUUUCAUGAAAAAGUUCGUUAUGAAGAAAAAACCGGGCAACGUUUAUUUGAACAAGAAUCGUCAGUAUUUUCUGCAGUGCCAGGAGCUCUGGUAGUGGAUAAUUUUGACGACGCUUGUUUCAAUUCGGAUGCUGUAGUACAACCUUGGUAAGUUAUUUUCUUUCGCAAAUAACACUUGUUUUCACAAAAGUAUAGGAAUAGUAGAAGUAACACUACUCCGUGUAUCUGAAAAUUCUAAAGUGCUGCUUAUUUUUUCAACUGCUCUUGUGAGCCCAAGUAUCGUUGUCUCUAUAAGUACAGUGGAUCGAAAAAUUAUUGGCCCACCUUUAUUUUUAAUCUUCCCCGUCGACCAUAAUAGCUAGAAGGAAUUUGAACAGCUGAACGAAUUUCCAAUCUAAUGUGAUGUAUAUAAAGAUUUCAUCGAAAGUCCUGAAACCAGGAUCUCUGGGAAACUAAAAUCUUAGAAAAUCAAGUCCCGGAGUUCGAUCUAGAAAUUCUUUGCAAAUAAGUCUGUUGUUUAGAGCAAACAUUUCUGAAGAAAAUGAGAUGUCUCCGAGCUCUUUACGACAUUUUUUCAUGAAACAGCAUUCAGUUUACGCAAGGCCCCAUGCAAGGCGUAUUUUUCUCGUUUUCCCUUUAAUUUUGCUGCUUUUAGUAAUACGGGGAAUUUCAGAAUAUAGCACUUCAGAAGUUUAGAGUACUAGAAAUUAAGAUUAAAAGAAUUGCCGAAUAUUAUAAUUGUAUGAUAUUGAAUCUUUCGAUUCCGAAAUUAUCUUUAAUUUUCUCUUGACGAAAAUUAAACAGCAGAUAAACAGGUAAUAUACAGAUCCUACUUCUAAGAUUGGGAAGGCGACUGAGUGAAACAACAAUUAGACAAAAACAGAGAUGCCAUAAUCCAAGUACACUGUGCACUGGCAGUCCACGGAUCCAAAUUCUAUUACUGCACGUAACGAGAUUUCAGUUAACAUACAUGCAUAUGUAACUAAAUUUUAA